AUGAGCGCAUUGGGGGCGUGGGCGGGCUCACGCUGGUGGAGGAGGAGAUGCUCCGGCAGACGACGACGGCGGUCGCCAGCCGCCAUCGCCUCCCGCGCGGGGACACGCACGCCGGGCGGCUCAUCGACGACGAGGGGGCGCCGCCGAGGGCACGCGGCCCCGGUGCCCCCGCGCCCCGCAAGGUGCCCGGCUGCUGUUGGACCCCGACGGUGCGCCGCAGAAGCUGGUGCCACCGCGGCGGCGGGCCCCGCGCUGCCGAAGAAGGCGGUGUUUAAAAUCCCGCUACGCCUGCAGGGGAAGUUUGCCUGCAUUUAA
Molecule: messenger RNA, 315 nt
Organism: Trypanosoma conorhini
Lineage: Eukaryota; Euglenozoa; Kinetoplastea; Trypanosomatida; Trypanosomatidae
Exons: 1
Coding region: 1-315 (104 amino acids)
Source: RefSeq, a predicted model, not a curated record